AUGGAGGCAGCCGGCUUGAUGAAUCAGUUCCCGUGCUUGAUUAUUCGCGGCAUUUGUGACUACUCUGAUACCCACAAGAACAAGGAAUGGCAAGGCUAUGCUGCGAUGACGGCGGCUGCAUACACACGGGAUCUUCUUCACCAGAUCCAACCUAGCAAGGUCAACAUUGAGACAAAACUGAUCGAGUUUGUGAACAAUGAGUGUUUAAGGCAAUGGCCUGAUCCUCCCGAUCCCUCUGUCAAUUUCAACAAAGCCAUCGAGCUUCGCCAGGCCGGGUCAGGUCAAUGGCUACUUCAAGAUUCGAGGUAUCUGUCCUGGAAGAACAGUGAAAAUUCUCUUCUCUGGCUCCAUGGCAUACCAGGCUGCGGGAAAACGGUCCUUAGCACCACUAUCAUUCAAUAUUUGGAAAAGGAAGAAAUGUUUCUCUAUUUUUACUUUGAUUUCAACGAUACUCGCAAACAAACGCUUGAAAAUAUGAUCCGGUCGCUUUGCUAUCAGCUAUACCGCAACAAGGCAAGCCAACGUCACCUGGACGAGCUUACUUUUCUCAUGAUGAUUCAGGAGGCAGGAAAGAUCUACGUCGUCCUUGAUGCUCUUGACGAGAGUUCCACAUUGGAGGAUCACCAUACAAGAGGACUGCUCUCCUGGAUUGGUAGCUUUCGAUCAUCGCGGAACAGUGUUCGGUUAAUCGCUACAAGCCGGCCAGAACACGCCAUCCAAUCACAGAUGGACGCAUGGGCUGGUGUUAUACCCGUACCUCUGGAAAGUCAUUUGACAGAAGGUGAUAUCAACUCAUAUAUUGUAGCGAGAGUUGGGCAACUAUCUAGGUGGCAUGCAAGGACGGAUAUUCAAGAUGAAAUCAUAUUUGCGCUUAGUUCAAAGGCGAAUGGCAUAUUGCCGGGAUCCUCCAAUCUUAAGAAGAGCACUCUCAAGUCUCUAUUGAGGACGCUGGAUCAAACUUAUAGUCGAAUUCUGGAGAGCGUACCCCUUGAUCACCGACAUUAUACUAUACGGCUCCUCCAAUUCCUAACCUUUUCGGAUCGCCCGUUGCGAAUCGAAGAGGCUGUUGAUGCAAUUGCAGUCAACACGAAUGAAAAGCCAUACUUUAAUCCUGAGGAUAGAAUGCCAGUUCCAGAGGAGGUCUUGAGCUACUGCUCCAGCUUAGUGGCUAUGACCAAUAGAAGGGGACCAAAUGCCAGGUACGAAAUCAAAGGUUUCAAAGAGCUGAGUCUAGCGCAUUUCUCAGUGAAGGAGUAUUUGAUAUCCGAUCGCUUCCAACAAGACGACCGGAUGAAAGAUGUCGGACUCGAUUUCUUGGAAACAAAUGCAAGAGCUUCCAUUGUCAAGGUCUGCGUUGCAUACUUACUUGGAGUGGAAGCGCUGAUCUACAGAAGCCCGGGGGUUAGUGCUGGCAAAUUUUAUCAUCUAAUGUUUGCAGAAGAAGGUGAGAAAACAGUAAUUCAACAAGAAUAUCCAAUAGCUCAGUAUGCGGCGAAGUACUGGCCAGAACAUGCUAGACUAGCAAAGAAUAUUGGAGAAGCCAAAUCAUUAAUCUGGGAUUUGAUGCAGUCCGCAGCCUACUACAUCAAUUGGGCGCUCUAUGACCCCGCCAGUAGAUUCUUUAGGACGCAGCCAGGUGUUGUUUUUUUUGCUCCCAAAGUAUAUUAUGCCACACUUUUUGGGUUGACUUGGCUUGUUGAAGGACUUCUUGAGGACGGUGCGGAUGUCAACGCUAAAGGCGACGACGGAACGGCGCUCAAUGUAGCCUUGGACCGUGGCCAUGGCGAGAUACUGCACCUCCUCCUUCAGGCUGGCGCUGAUGCUGAUGCACCUAAUGAGGAUGGAGACACACCGCUCCAUGUCGUUGUAAGACGUGGUAGGGGGGGAAUGGUUCGGUGGCUUCCCGAACAUACCACCUAUAUCGGCGCGAUAGGUAGCACUGUCGCUGAUGGGAUAACGCUGCUACAAGAAGGUGUACGAGACGGCCAUGUUAAAAUCAUCAGGCAGUUAUUAGAGCAUGGGGCUGACAUCAACGGAAUGAACCUUGACGGAACAGCGCUCCGAUGGACCGUGAGCCACGGUAAUUACACUAUCGUUCAACUACUCAUCAAAUAUGGUGCCGAUCUUGAUCUUGCCGGGAGAUAUGGGGGGAUACCUUUGCAAGCCGCCGUACACUAUGGCCAUGGCAACAUCGUGCAGUGCCUCCUCGAGAACGGGGCCGACGCUGACCUGGUAUCUAAGGACCAAGGCUCUACGGAGAUUUUCUAUUGGCUGUGUCAAAAUCGUGACAAACUUGCUAAUGAAAACAUAUUCAAUGAGAGAAAUACACCGCUCUACCUAGCUGCAACAUACAGUGAUGAGAAAAUGGUGCAACAAUUAUUGAAGCACGGCGCGGACAUCAAUGCCAUUUCAACCAACGACAACUCAAAUGAGACGGCCCUCGAAGGAGCUUUGGCGGGCGGUCACAUAGAAAUUGCUCAACAGCUCAUCGAGCACGGUGCUAAUGUUGAUGCAAGGAGCAAACGCCACGGGUCAGCCUUGUACCAAGCUGUAACAAAGGGCUUUGGACACAUCGUUGAGCAGUUGUUGGAUCUAGGGGCUGACCCAAGUGUGGCUGGGACGCUCCAUGAAGCAGUGAGCCGUGGCCAUGAGGGCAUGAUUAAACAGCUUAUUGACUACGGCGCAGACAUUGAUUCAUACAGUGAGGCUCAUGAAGGAACACCGCUGUGUGCUGCAGUGUGUGCCAACCGCAACGAGAUCGUGCAACUUCUCCUUCAAAAUGGCGCCAACGUCAAUGGGACUGAACUUUCUUACGGCUUUGCACUCCAUCAGGCAGCAAUGGGCGGUCAGGUGACAAUAUUGCAACAAUUACUCGAUCAAGGCGCCGACGUGAAUGUGACAGGCUAUAAUGAUAAUAGGACAGCACUCCAAGCAGCUGUGUUUCAUGGUCGGCAUGAUGCUGUGCUGCAACUCCUACAACAUGGUGCCAAGGUCAAUGAAACUGGCAAUCAAUUUGAUGGACCGGCACUUACAAUAGCCGCGGCAGAAGGGUAUAGUGAGAUCGUCCAUCAGCUGCUUGAGUACGAUGCUGAUAUGAAUGCAAUUGACGGGUCUGAGGGAACGGCGCUUCAGGCAGCGGCGAGCCACGGCCGCAGUGAGAUUGUUCAGCUGUUGCUUAAUCGGGCCGCGGAUGUGAGUUUAGCAGCGGGUAAUAUUGAGUAG
Molecule: messenger RNA, 3222 nt
Organism: Clonostachys rhizophaga
Lineage: Eukaryota; Fungi; Ascomycota; Sordariomycetes; Hypocreales; Bionectriaceae
Source: the annotation of a GenBank genome assembly